This is a messenger RNA of Spodoptera littoralis (African cotton leafworm), 1506 nucleotides long. Lineage: Eukaryota; Metazoa; Arthropoda; Insecta; Lepidoptera; Noctuidae. The record is from the annotation of a GenBank genome assembly.
AUGGACCAGAGUGGCAUAACCCCGAACACUUCGAAUCAGCAGCUUGUUAUAAACAGUGAUAAUGAGUCGGCGACCGCGCUGCUGCAGGAGAAGCAGAGUAGAAGAAGAGAGAAUCUAAAUGAAGUAUCCUUGACCGAAUACAUGACUGUCGGAAUAUUGUGCUUCGUCAACCUUAUCAACUAUAUGGACAGAUUCACCAUUGCUGGUGUUCUGGUUGACGUCAAAAAAGAGUUCGAAAUCGGAGAUGACAAAGCUGGGUUUCUACAGACAGUGUUCGUGGUGGCGUACAUGAUCUUCGCACCAAUUUUCGGGUACCUUGGAGACAGGUACUCGAGGCGUGUCAUCAUGUCAUUUGGAGUGGGACUAUGGAGCAUGACCACAUUAUUAGGAUCUUUCGCACACGACUUCGCACUUUUUACAUUUUUCCGUGGUUUGGUGGGCAUCGGGGAGGCUUCAUACUCAACGAUUGCACCCACCAUCAUCAGUGACCUAUUCGUCGGCAAUAUACGAUCUAAGAUGUUGGCGUUCUUCUACUUCGCUAUACCCGUUGGAAGUGGUCUCGGCUACAUCGUGGGAUCAUUAGCGGGGGCUGCGGCCGGCAACUGGCGAUGGGGUCUACGUAUCACACCCAUUCUUGGAGCUGCCGCCUUAGUACUUAUUUACUUCUUUAUGCAAGACCCUCCUCGAGGACAUGCUGAGGACAGCCAAAUGAAACCCACCUCGUAUAGCCAGGAUGUUCGAGCUCUUAUUAGAAACCCAUCUUUCAUGCUGUCGACGCUCGCGUUUACAUGCGUAGCGUUCGUGACAGGCGCGCUCGCGUGGUGGGGACCUCAGUUCAUAUUCCUUGGACUUAGCAUGCAACCUGAUGUAGAUGUUAGCAUUGGCAGCGUGUCGUACAAGUUCGGGCUGGUGUGCAUGGUGGCGGGGUCGCUGGGCGUGCCGCUGGGGUCGUGGCUGGCGCAGCGGCUCCGCGCGCACGUCCCGGACUGCGACCCGCUCAUCUGCGGGUUCGGCCUGCUCGCCUCCGCCCCCGUCAUCUUCUUCGCGCUCAUCACCGUGGGCUACCACGUCGGUCUCAGCUACUUGCUCAUAUUCGUCGGGAUGACCACUCUCAACCUAACCUGGGCUAUCGUCGCCGAUAUUAUUCUGUAUGUGGUGAUACCGCCAAGACGGUCUACAGCGGAAGCUUUCCAAAUCCUGAUUUCGCACAUGUUUGGCGAUGCUGGAAGUCCUUAUUUAGUCGGUGUGAUAUCGGAGAGUUUAAAAAUAUCGUUGUCACCUGUACAUGAUGAGGCGCCGACACCGUUAGUGGAGUUCAAGGCGCUGCAAUAUGCGCUGUUCGUGACGUGUUUUGUUGAAGUCAUAGGAGGCAUAUUCUUCUUAUUAACCGCGAUAUACAUCGUUAGAGACAAAUUAAGAGUCGAGAGAGCUAUUGCCGAAGCAGAAGCGCAGUCUGCUGAGCCUUCGCAUAUAUCAGCUCAAGAGGGCGUAGGAGGGGGUGAAUAA